UUGACAGUUAAAACUGUCUCUGACAUUAGACUGAGUCACACAGAGACUCCAGCUGUGCAGCGAACAGACACAAACCUACAACUGAGAUAACAGCAGACUUUACAACAGUAGAAGAUACAACAGUAGAAGAUACAACAGUAGAAGAUACAACAGUAGAAAAUACAACAGUAGAAGAUACAACAGUAGAAGAUAUAACAGUAGAAGAUACAACAGUAGAAGAUACAACAGUAGAAGAUACAACAGUAGAAGAUACAACAGUAGAAGAUACAACAGUAGAAGAUACAACAGUAGAAGAUACAACAGUAGAAGAUACAACAGUAGAAGUUACAACAGUAGAAGAUACAACAGUAGAAGAUACAACAGUAGAAGAUACAACAGUAGAAGAUACAACAGUAGAAGUUACAACAGUAGAAGUUACGAUUUGAAAACAAAGAACCUAAACAAUUAAAGACCAUGGAUAUUGAUGAUCAUAUAUAUGGAAACGAAAGACCCAUCAUGCCCUGCACGAAGGAUGGAGUUGGUGAUCAACAUUCAGUGUCUUGUCAGUGGUGGAAGAGAUACUCUGGAGCUGCUGCAGUGUGUCUGGGGCUGCUGUGUGUUCUCCUACUGGCUGGGAUCAUAGGCCUGUUUCUCUACCAGAGAAACCAAUUGACCAGUUCCAACACCCUGACUGAAGAGAGGGACCAGCUACAGACCAGUUACAACACCCUGACCAAAGAGAGAGACCAGCUACAGACCAGUUUCAACAUUCUGACCAAAGAGAGAGACCAGCUACAGACAAACUACAACACCCUGACUAAAGAUGGAGACCAGUUACAGACUAGCGACAACACCCUGAUCAAAGAGAGAGACCGGCUUCAGAAAGAGAUAGAACGUCUGAAACAAUCUUUAGUUGAGAAAGUGUGUCCGCAAGGAUGGAAGAAGCUUGGUAGCAGUUGUUACUACGUCUCUACUGAGUACAAAUCCUGGGAGGAGAGCAGACAGGACUGCAGAAAUAGAGGAGCACACCUGGUGGUCAUCAAGAGCGAAGACGAUCAGACAUUUGUCAAUUGGUUAUGCGGGGUAAAGAAUUAUGUCUGGAUUGGUCUGACUGACUCUGUUUCUGAGGGGACCUGGAAAUGGGUGGACGACACACCACUGACCAGAAAGUAUUGGAACAGUGGAGAGCCUGAUGGUGGUGGAGCAGAGAACUGUGUGUAUUUCUACUCCUGGUCAUCAGACACAGGAGAAUGGUGGGACUAUUACUGUUACUAUAAAUUCAGAUGGAUCUGUGAGAAAUAGGAUUCAUCCUCGGUACUCUCUGAACUGCUAAAUAAGAUUAUGCUAAGUACUAUCAAUCGUAAACUAUUUUAUGCUUAUUCAAUUUACCUUGUCAAGAACAUACAAUAUAUAACAAGACAAAUGUAGAAUACAUUAUAAUAAAACUAUAUGCAAUAACAAUACAAUGACUUGAUAAGAGAAGGACUGUUCUGUCUGUUGUUGAGGAAAUUCACCACUUAGGACUCAAAUUCAAAGGAAAUCAAUCUUUAUUAUCACAGUCACAGAGGUUCACUGACUCAAUACAAUCCUGAUGUUAAUGUUUAUUAUUAUUACUUUUUAGUUUAGUCUACUUGCUAA
Messenger RNA from Oncorhynchus kisutch (coho salmon), 1617 nucleotides. Its product is annotated as CD209 antigen-like protein C. The transcript has 6 exons. The coding region runs from base 454 to 1281 and encodes 275 amino acids. The record is from RefSeq and is a predicted model, not a curated record. Lineage: Eukaryota; Metazoa; Chordata; Actinopteri; Salmoniformes; Salmonidae.